CUUACCAUGAAACUGAGCGAUUCUUGGCCACCUUUGAAUCUCCUUCUACAACAUUUAUACGUUUACGGCUAGGACUACUAGGGUCUCUAAUUCCGCUCGCUCCCCUAGCUUUCGUCUUUCAGUGUCGGUGUCGGUGUCGGCCCAGGGGAGGGUGUUGUUUCUGAUCUCUGCGCAUUUCACUUGCAAGUUGUACCUGGGACUUAUCAUGAAAUUCAGUAAUUCUUUGGCACCUUUGAAUCUCCUUCUACCUCAUAUACUUCUCAUUUCCUGUGUCAGCAACUUGUUCAUGGGAUUCCCAUCUGCCUUUGCUCAAUCAGGAAAUGAAACAGAUAGACUAGCCCUGCUUGAUAUCAAAGCAAAGAUAACCCAUGAUCCUCUGGGAAUUCUCAACUCAUGGAAUGACUCCACCCACUUCUGCCUGUGGCAUGGUGUCACGUGCGGGGCCCGCCACCGGAGGGUCACCGCGCUCGACCUCCGGUCUCAAAAACUAGCGGGGCCCAUUUCGCCUCAUGUAGGGAACUUGAGCUUUCUCAGGGCCUUGAAUCUCCAAAACAACACCUUGGGUCCUGAAAUCCCCAUGGAACUUGGAAACUUGAGGAGACUCCAGAUUUUACGGCUACACAAUAACUCCAUCACCGGAGAGAUACCCGUUAACAUAUCCGCAUGUUCUAACCUCGUUCGAAUCAGUUUGGCUAAUAACAAGUUGGUGGGGAACAUUCCGGCUCAGCUCGGAUUCUUGUCAAGGCUGGAGAUGCCUAGGCUUCACCGGAUAGUCGUGUCCCUCAAUCAUUUAGGAAACGGGAAAAAUGACGACUCGAGUUUCUUCUCCUCGUUGAUCAAUGUGACCAGUUUAGAGGAAUUGGCAGUGGAUGGGAACAACUUAGAAGGGGUGUUGCCUGAAUCAAUCAGUAAUUUUUCAACUAUCCUUUCGAAGAUGAAUUUGGCCGAGAAUUUUAUGUUUGGAAGCAUUCCAGUUGGGCUAGGGAAUCUGAUUCAAUUGGAGACUAUAAAUAUGGGUGGAAACCAAUUCAGUGGCAAUAUCCCAAAUGGCAUUGGAAAUCUGCAUAAGCUGAAGGUAUUGAACAUAUCUGACAACAAAUUACUUGGAAACAUUCCUUCCUCUCUAGGAAACUUGAGUAUGUUGAUCAACUUCAAUCUUGGAGGAAAUAAUCUUCAAGGGACCAUUCCUUCAAGUCUAGGGAACUGCCGAAAUUUGGCUAGAUUGGAACUUGCUAAAAACAAACUUAGUGGUACCUUGCCCGCUGAAGCACUUGGUAUCGUGACUCUAGUUGUUUUCGACGUAUCUCAAAACAAUUUGACUGGUUCCUUGCCUGUGGAAGUCGGAAAUUUGAUCAAUCUGGAAAAAUUGGAUGUUUCUGAGAACAUGUUUUCCGGGGAAAUCCCCAGCAGUCUUAGUCGCUGUGUACGAGUGGAGAGACUAUAUAUGCAGGGGAACUUAUUUUCUGGAGCAAUUCCUUCACUUUUGAGUUCUUUGAGAGGUAUUCAGUUUUUAGACCUUUCUCACAACAAUUUGUCAGGAGAAAUUCCAGAUUAUCUAGAGGAAUUCAAAUUCUUGCAAAGUCUUAAUCUCUCUUUUAAUGACUUUGAGGGUUCUGUACCAACAGAAGGUGUUUUUGAAAACACAAGUGCGAUAUCAGUACUUGGUAAUGAAAAUCUCUGUGGUGGCGUCGAAGAACUAGACCUCCCCACAUGCAUUAUUGAAGGCUCUACCAAGAAAACAUUGAGUCUUACUGUGAUAAUUUCUCUUUACUCUCCCAGGAAUUAUAGUACUCUCUCUAUGUUUGGUAUUAUUUGUUUGGUUUCAAAGAAGAGGAAUAAGGCCUUCGCCAAUAGCACUAGAAAAUUCACUUUUGAAGGUGUCUUACCAAAAUCUCCUUGA
This is a messenger RNA of Rhododendron vialii, 1900 nucleotides long. Its product is annotated as putative receptor-like protein kinase At3g47110. The record is from RefSeq and is a predicted model, not a curated record. Lineage: Eukaryota; Viridiplantae; Streptophyta; Magnoliopsida; Ericales; Ericaceae. Bases 206 to 1900 code for a protein of 564 amino acids. Gene Ontology annotation, molecular function: protein binding. The transcript has 2 exons.